AUGAAUUCUGAAACCAAAGCGCGAGAAGCGAAUCCGAAGAAGCAAUGGUCCAUGCAAGACUUCGAGAUCGGAAAACCCCUCGGAAAAGGAAAAUUCGGCCGAGUCUACCUCGCCAGAGAAGCCCAAGAGCAAAUACAUGGUGGCGUUGAACGUGAUAUUCAAGGAGCAAAUAGAGAAGUACAAAAUCCAACACCAGCUGAGGAGGGAGAUGGAGAUCCAGACCAACCUUCGGCAUCCGAAUAUACUGCGGCUCUACGGGUGGUUCCACGAUGCUGAACGCAUUUUCCUCAUACUCGAAUAUGCUCAUGGCGGCGAGAUUUAUGGCAAGCUCAGGAAAACUGGCCAUCUCUCCGAGAACCAAGCCGCCAUCUACAUUUUGAGCCUCACGCAAGCAUUGGCCUAUUGUCAUGAGAAGGAUGUGAUUCAUAGGGACAUCAAGCCAGAAAAUCUGUUGCUUGAUCAUGAGGGUCAACUAAAAAUUGCAGACUUUGGAUGGUCUGUACAGUCAAGAAGCAAGAGACACACUAUAUGUGGAACUUUGGAUUAUAUAGCACCAGAAAUGGUGGAGAACAAAGCUCAUGAUUACGCAGUUGAUAACUGGACUUUGGGUAUCCUUUGUUAUGAGUUCCUAUAUGGUGUCCCUCCAUUUGAGGUUGAGAGUCAAAGGGAUACCUUUAGAAGGAUAAUGAAGGUUGACCUGAGCUUCCCUUCCACCACUUGUGUUUCUGCAGAAGCCAAAGAUCUCAUUCUUCGACUUCUAGUGAAGGCCUCCUCAAAAAGGCUCUCUCUUCAGAAGAUCAUGGAGCAUCCUUGGAUAGUCAAAAAUGCUGAUCAUAUGGGUAUUUGUAGAUAAGUAGGAUUUGAAACUUCUGAUCUGAUUUUGUUAUUGCUUUGAAGAAUUCACGUGGUUGAAUUGUGCUUCCAAUGGUGUAAUUUUUUUGGCGAAAUGAAGCAUAAAAACUUCAGAUCAGAAAAUGAACGGAAAAUGUUGCACA
This is a messenger RNA of Corylus avellana, 995 nucleotides long. Its product is annotated as serine/threonine-protein kinase Aurora-3-like. NCBI's taxonomy places the organism in Eukaryota, Viridiplantae, Streptophyta, Magnoliopsida, Fagales, Betulaceae. Gene Ontology annotation, biological process: protein phosphorylation. Gene Ontology annotation, molecular function: protein kinase activity; ATP binding. The record is from RefSeq and is a predicted model, not a curated record.